This is a messenger RNA of Oncorhynchus kisutch (coho salmon), 5689 nucleotides long. Its product is annotated as galactose-3-O-sulfotransferase 2-like. Gene Ontology annotation, cellular component: membrane. The transcript has 3 exons. Lineage: Eukaryota; Metazoa; Chordata; Actinopteri; Salmoniformes; Salmonidae. Bases 1028 to 2374 code for a protein of 448 amino acids. The record is from RefSeq and is a predicted model, not a curated record. Gene Ontology annotation, molecular function: galactosylceramide sulfotransferase activity. Gene Ontology annotation, biological process: glycolipid biosynthetic process.
AGACAACACAUAGCACAAAGCAGCCUUAAUUGUCAGUAAGUGUCCACGAUUGAGUCUUUGAAUGAAGAGCUUGAGAUAAAACUGUCCAGUUUGAGUGUUUGUUGUAGCUUGUUCCAGUAAAGAUUUUGGCCAACGUUCAGAUAGAAAUGUAUGAUGUAGAACAAAUAUUUAGUGUAUAGAAUCAGGUCUGCUCUAGUCAUGGCAUUUCUAUCUGCAACGUUUUUGUAAUGAACAUGGCCUCCUCACAGGAGGGUAAGGGUUACCCGUUUAUCACCGGUUUUAUUAUGAGCCAAUAGUAUCUUGACAUGUAGCAUUUUAACCAAUUGAAUGAUAAUGCACAUUAAGGGUCGAUGAGGAAAGCAACGCAGGAUAUCCAAUAUCAGACCCGUCCCUUUCAAUGAAAAGCACUGUCAAUGUGUUUGCCACAGUCAUAUCACACACAUUCAUAUCAGACAAUAGUGAAAUACCAUAAAAACAAGGGUGUCAUUAACUUGUUUGUAGAUGUGUAGGCUAAUAUUAAAAUACAUUUUCAUUGUUGCACACCUUGAUUUAGGCCUAGGUGGUUUUACUAUUAUUUGUGUUGGGGAAUUUUGUGUUCUUAUUUAUUUUAAUUGUAUCUCAUUUAUUGUAUGUAUUUAUUUUCCUUAAUGUCCUUGUCUCUUGUCCAAUUUAGCUUUUAGUAUUUGGCAUCCCCGAUAUACAAAAAGUGAUUGCUGCUCUUAACAUGUGAAUAAGGACAUUAGCCUUGUCAUAUUGCAGUUGCACCUUACACAACAGCAGCAAAGCUUGAGAAUAGACAUUCUCAAAUCAUAUGUUAGUCAAAAACUUAAUCAUGGCUUCUUGGCUGGAGAGUUGCUGGCUGGCUGCGUGACGUCUCACUGAGCCAGCUUAGAGGGUGAGGUCAGGUCUCUCAGUUUCUUUAAGCUCCGGAACCCAGUCUCACCUUCAAAGUCCCAGAGCCUAUUUUCCAUGCUAGGAGGGAAGAAGGUUCCAGAGGAAAGUGUUUCGGGUGGGCCACAGAAAGGAGAUGACCCUCCGCUGGUUGUCCACCCAACUUUGGAGACACCGUGUGAUGGGUCUCCUGAUGGCUUUCUGUGUCACCUUGUUACUCAUGCUCCUGGCUACUCAGUCAUUGCAGCAUCCAAGCCACUAUGGUGGGCACAAGGGCCAUAAUGUGGAGGAGAAGGGAGCACUUUCCGACAAUGCUCCUCCAAACACCCCCGUCCCAUCCCACACUGCCCCUAACAGGAGGAAGGAGGUUCAGACACCCAAUCUGCAGCAUCAAAGAGAUCCCAAUGGGUACACCUUUAUGAGGACAAGGAGGAGCCCUCCACCUGUAGCUUUCCUCAAAACACACAAGACUGGAAGCAGCACUGUCCAGAAUCUGAUGUUCCGUCUUGGGGAGAAGGAGAACCUCACUUUCGCCUUCCCCUAUUACGCAUACCAGUUCAGCUACCCAGAUAGGUUCCGAGCAGACUUUGUAGAUGAGCUGCCACCGGGUUCCUCUCAGUUCGACAUGCUCUGCAGCCACAUGCGGCUGGACCUGGGACAGCUGAAACAGGUGAUGCCCAAGAACACUAUCUACAUCACCCUGCUGCGUGAUCCUCUACAUACCUUUGAGUCCGUUUUCAGCUACUACACUUCCACUGUACCUGCCUUCACUCUAGCCAAAAAGGCAGCUGACACAGCUAACAGGAAGUCAGCCCUCUCAGUCUUCCUGGAGGCCCCAGAGUCCUACUGGGACCCUACAGAACCUGGGAAUGGCCUAGCCAGGAACCCUAUGAGCUUUGACCUGGGCCUCAGCAGCCAAGAGUGGAACGCAUCCUGGCCCAUGGAGCUGACUCAGCUGGAGGAGGCCUUCCAGCUGGUAAUGAUUGCUGAGCACUUUGAUGAGUCUCUGGUUCUCCUGGGGGCUCUGCUGCAGCUGGAGCCUGAGGAGCUGGCCUAUGUGCACCUGAAUGUCCGCGCCCCUUCGGACAUCACCCCGAUAGAGGACGACACCAAGGCCAGGCUCUGGGCCUGGAACAGUCUGGAUGUGCUGCUCUACAACUUAUUUCUGCAGGUGUUCUGGGAGAAAGCUGAGCAGUAUGGCCUGGGGAGACUGAAAAGGGAGGUGAACCUACUGAGGGCCUCCACACAGAGACUCAGACAGAAGUGUGUGGCCAGAGGAGGAGUGCCCCCUGGUGAGCUGGAGGACCUGGUCAGGCCCUGGCAGACCGACACAGUCACCAUCCUGGGAUACAAGGUACGAGGGAACCUGACUCUGCAGGAAGAGGGGCUCUGUGUGCGACUAGUGCUGCCUGAGCUACAGUACCACUCUCACCUGUAUUUCCAGCAGUAUGGCCAUGACAUGAGGUCCAUACCUACAGACUAAUGUGCAGCACUUUCCCUUUUAGAUACUACACUGCUCAGAAUUUCUGCUUUUGAUGCAUUCUUCCAAUAAACCAGAAAUACUAACAUUGUUAGGUCUCUUUCCAAAUGUAUUUUUAAAUGUGGAUCUUGUUAAAAUACUAUAACGACCUUAAUUCAACUCCUAGAGACCUAACCAAGAGAUGAAGCUAAAAGAGGCAUAGUUCAGCCAUAAUCUGAGAGGAAGUGGCAUAGCUCUCUACUAGAAGCUUGAGGACAUUAUUUUAGCUACAAUCAUUACAUUUUUCAGUAAAAUGUUCAGAUUUUUUGGGGAGGGGAGAAAACUGAAGAGGCGUAUCAAACAAAUGUAUUUAUCAAGCCCUUUUUACAUCAGCAGGUCACAAAGUGCUAUACAGAAACCCUGCCUAAAACACCAAAUAACAAACAAUGUAGAAGCACUGCAGGGUAUCUGUUAAACAUGUAAUAAGUGGCUAAAUAAGUGGCUUAGUGUUACACUGCUAGACCGAGAUACAAUCUUGGUCUAAGACCUGGGCUAGUGUCGUGGAUAUAGAAUAAUGUAUAAGGUUUGCAAACAACACAGACAGCCAAAAUAGAAAGAGAGCACCUUCCAUUAACCCUGCCUAAAACCCCAAAUAACAAACAUUGUAGAAGCACUGCAGGGUAUCCGUUAAACAUGUAAUUCAAAUUUGUAUGGCCUAAACUAAAAUCAGUCUGAUGAAGUUGACUGAGUUACUGAACUUUUAUUGAGUGCAUUGUGCCACUCAUUUUCCAUGUAAAAAAUAUUCAUUCCGAAAACAGGGCAAAUGCAACCCCAUAUUGCUCAGAAUGUGCCUCUUCAUUGAAAUUAUUAUUUUAUACUCUCCCCACUCAACCACAUAAAACCAACACAUCUCUAAGAAGACAAAUUGAUUCCUUCACCGGUUCCAUGUGCACGUCACAAGGUCUAAGGAAUCCAAUUUCCUAAUCCAUUCACAGAGCAGACAUCCUGUCACAUGAUGUCAAACAGCAGCUCAGAGCCCAGAUUGUCCAGCAUUAGACUCAAUACAAAGUAGUUCAACAAAAGGUUGUAGUGGAGAGGACUAUGGGAUGAGCAGCCUAUCUACACAAUGAUGAAAUAGGGUCAGUUAGUGUCUUUCAGCCAGGCAUAGAGUCACCCAUGACUUCAUGUAGAAUAAUAAACAAUGAAGUUGAAGGCAGGUUAUUUAACGUAAGAACCUCAAAACCAUACUGAUAUCAAAACCUUACAAUUAAAAACAAUUAUACAAAAACCUUCAUUUAAAAAAUAUUGUUACAUUCAUAAAAACACAUCCCCUUAAAUCAAAUAAUUAGCCCAAACUAAUAAAUACACAAGAAUAGUGUCAUUAAGGCCUGUUCUAUUCAGCAACACCUCACCCAGCCUGGAGGUUGGGGAUAAAGGCGAAUGCUGGAGCAUGUGCCCUGUCAGUAGCUGCUACUGAUAAAGCUCUGUUCAGUAACUGUGUGUAUGAGUUGGUAUGUGAAUUAUGUUCCCUGACAUUGUCAGUCUGUUCACAGCAUCCUUAGCAGAGUUGCCAACAACCGGAUGUUCCGGUUUUCAGGGAUACAGCUAAUUCAACCUAGCUUAGAACUUUUAUACCUGCUACGUUAAUUCACAAUAACACAAACUCAUCCAUGCUGUUGCUGUUAUUGGUCCUUCGCAGCCUCGCCUUGUCCUUGGUCAGGAUGUGGGUGAUAGAGUUUGGGGGUGCAUCACUCUCAUCCUCCUGUCCCUGACCCUCUGCAAUGGUGAAGAUGGGGUACUUUUCUGUUGAUGAUGAGAGAGCCUGGGGAAGAGAGAUGAAUGAGAGAACCAUCUCUAGAAGAGCUCUUAUUUUUCCCCUCAUCUCAAAUAUAUAUUUUUUUAUAUAUUUUAUUUUUGCAUUUUCCAAUUAAGAACAUUCAAAACAAAAGUGAAAAGAUAUUAGACAACGAUAGGACAAAGUGACAGACGAGCGUAACAAAAAUAAAUUAUAAUUAUAUAAACAAACAUACAAUAAGAAAAACAAAAAUAACGAGACAUUGGAUCCCCUGCCAUAGGCUACAUAUUAUACAUUACGUGUGAAACAUUAUGUGAGGAUUAUAUAUAGAUUCAAUCAAUGAGAUGUGGGGGGGAGAUUCUCCAUAUAGUCAAUAAAAGGUUGCCAAAUUCUGUAAAAUGUCUUUAACUUAUUCCUCAAGCAGUAAGUGAUUUUCUCCAAAGGGAUACAACUAUUAACUUCCGAUAGCCACAUUGCAACUGGCAGGGAGGAAUCCAAUUUCCAUUUCAAGGCAAUACAUUUCUUGGCAAUCGCUAGCAAUAUUUAUGUUAGCUUUAUAGUAUGGCUUUGCCUAAGAUUGGUGUUAGUAAAGUUACCCAGUAGACAGACCUCCGGGUCUAAAGGGAAUGCAACCCCGUGAAUUGAGGAUAUGGUAUCGCAUACCCCCUGCCAGAAACCGUGUAGUUUUGAACACUGCCAAGUGGAAUGGAGGAAUGUUCCUUCAUCUGAGCCACAUCUAAAACAUAGGGAGGAGAUAUCUGGGUUGAACUUGUGCAGUCUAGAUGGGGUGAUAUAGAGCUGAUGGAGGAAAUUAAACUGGAUCAGUCUGUAUCUGGAGUUCAAUGUGGAUGUAACACCAUCCCUGCAUAGGUCAUUCCAUAGAUCAAUACCCAGAUCUUUCUCCCAUCUAAGUCGGGGUUUAUCUAGCCCAGGCAGUGUUAGUCCUGACAUAAGAGCAUUGUAAACACGGGAAAUGGUCUUGAACAGUGGUUGGUCUGCGUGGCAGAGUUGUUCAAUAGGUGACAUCUUAGGUAGGUUCCAUUGUCCCUUGAGAGUCACCCUAAUAAAGUUUCGUAGUUGUAGGUAGCUAAAGAAGUCCCUGUUAGGCAAGUGGUAUUUCUGUUUCAGCUGAUCAAAAGACAUAAGAACUCCCUCCUCGUAACAAUGUUCCAGAAGAGUGAUCCCCUUAUCAGACCAUGGUCUAAAGUUACCCCUCAUCUCAAUUUAACCAAUGACUGUAUUACAGACAUACUGUAAAAGCAAUAAUGUACUUGGCUCCUUGCAACUAAAACAUGUUCUGCACCAGUUAUAUAGCAUACUCUUCAUAUAUGCAUAUUUGAUCUCAAGAGUAAACAACAGCAUCUUGUCCAUGGUUCAAAUUCAUAGCCAGACAUGGACACCACAAGUAAAAUCAAGUUGGUCACAUGCACAGGAUACCAGCUGUAAACGGUACAGUGAAAUGCAUACUUGCAAGCUUUCCUCAACAGUGCAAUACUCAUUUAUAAAAAGAAUACACAAUAAGUAAUAAAGUAGUAACAAAAUAA